Messenger RNA from Carassius gibelio (silver crucian carp), 2697 nucleotides. RefSeq names its product cytochrome P450 2J4-like. Gene Ontology annotation, molecular function: oxidoreductase activity, acting on paired donors, with incorporation or reduction of molecular oxygen, reduced flavin or flavoprotein as one donor, and incorporation of one atom of oxygen; iron ion binding; heme binding. Lineage: Eukaryota; Metazoa; Chordata; Actinopteri; Cypriniformes; Cyprinidae. The transcript has 9 exons. Gene Ontology annotation, biological process: xenobiotic metabolic process. The record is from RefSeq and is a predicted model, not a curated record. Gene Ontology annotation, cellular component: intracellular membrane-bounded organelle; cytoplasm. Bases 79 to 1569 code for a protein of 496 amino acids.
UCGAGCUUCCGGGCUGUUCGCACUUUAUAUGCGCUAACCUAAGUGACCCAAGAAAUCCCAGACGUGUCAGUCUCAGUCAUGGACCAGUUGCACCUUUACGCGUGGAUCGAUAUAAAGAGUAUUUUGAUAUUUUCGUGUGUGUUUUUAUUGCUGAGUGAUUAUUUUAGAAACAAAUCGCCGAAGAACUUUCCUCCUGGACCAUGGUCUUUGCCGAUUAUAGGAGACCUUCAUCACAUCGACAAUACUAGGAUUCAUCUUCAGUUCUCAGAGUUUGCAGAAAAAUAUGGCAAGAUUUUCAGCCUUAGAAUUCUUGGUCCAAGAAUUGUUGUGUUGGAUGGAUAUAAACUUGUGAAGGAAGUGUAUUUACAACAGGGUGACAACCUCGCUGACCGACCCGUGUUACCUUUAUUUUAUGAGAUAGUUGGAGACAAAGGUUUAGUUGGUGCCAAUGGGUAUAAGUGGAAGCAACAGAGGAGAUUUGCACUCUCAACUCUUCGGAACUUCGGACUGGGAAAGAAAAGCCUGGAGCCAUCCAUCAGUGUUGAAUGUUGCUUUCUGAAUGAGGCUAUUUCAAAUGAGCAAGGUCGAUCAUUUGACCCUCGUUUACUUCUGAACAACGCCGUCUCAAAUGUGAUCUGUGUGCUUGUGUUUGGUAAUCGAUUUGAGUACAGUGACAAUGACUUCCAGAAUCUGUUGAAGAACAUCAAUGAGGCUGUGUAUCUGGAAGGAGGCAUCUGUGCUCAACUGUAUAACAUGUUUCCAUGGCUCAUGCGGCUACUCCCUGGACCACACAAGAAAAUUCUUGCUCUGUGGCAUAUGGUGAUUGACUUUGUUCGAGAGAAGGUGAAUGCACACAGAGUGGAUUAUGAUCCAUCAAAUCCUCGAGACUACAUUGACUGCUUCCUUGCUGAGAUGGAAAAACUUAAAGAUGACACAGAGGCUGGGUUUGAUGUGGAGAACUUGUGCAUCUGUGCUCUGGAUCUGUUUGUAGCAGGAACUGAGACCACCUCCACUACUCUGUACUGGGGUCUUCUCUACAUGAUAAAAUAUCCUGAGAUUCAGGCAAAAGUUCAGGAGGAGAUUGAUCGUGUUGUGGGAGGGUCACGGCAGCCAUCUUUAUCAGACAAAGACAACAUGCCCUACACCAAUGCAGUCAUUCAUGAGAUACAGAGGAUUGGAAAUAUUGUUCCAAUAAAUGUAGUCCGGGCUACUGUGGAAGACACUCAGAUAGGACAAUACUCCAUUCCAAAGGGCACAAUAGUGACUGGCAGUUUGACAUCAGUGCUGUUUGAUGAGUCUGAGUGGGAGACACCUCACUCUUUUAACCCGGGUCACUUCCUGGAUGUUGAGGGCAAAUUCAAGAGAAGAGAUGCCUUUUUACCUUUUUCUCUAGGAAAGAGAGUGUGUCUUGGGGAGCAACUGGCACGAAUGGAGUUGUUCCUCUUUUUCUCCUCUCUGCUGCAGCGCUUCAAUUUCUCUUCACCAGCAGGUGUAGAGCCCAGCUUGAAUUUUAAACUUGGGGUCACUCACUGUCCCCAACCAUAUGUAUUAUGUGCAGUGCCACGUUAAAACACAUAUCAUUUUAUAAAAUUAUUUCACUAAUCGAAAAACAUAUAUAUGUUUAUAAAAAAAGAUGAUAAUGCAUUUUAGUUGGCUGGUUGGAUACAGACUGGUCGUUGAUUGGUUUUAUUGUUAAUUAGUGGUUCAAAAAGUGGUUUAUUUUUAUAAUAAAAAUAAAUAUAUGAUAUAAAAUUAUUUCUAUAAAUAAUGGUGGUAGUAAUGUGUUAAUGAUUAAGUCAUCGAGUCAUUUAUUCAUUCGUUUGAUUUGGUUUAAUAACUGAUUUAUUCAGGAGUGAAGUAAAUGGUUCUUUAUGAAUGGUUCAUUGAAUCAUUAGGCUUGUUCGACUUGUUCGAGCGGAUUAUCACAAUCAGACCGAUCGGUGUGUGACAUCAAAGAACGACAAGAGCUUAGAGAGCAGACGAGUCCUUGUGCUUUUUUAAUCAUUCUUGCGGUACUUUGAUGUCAUUCACCGAUCGGUCUGUGCAGCUUCACUUCAAAUCCAACGCGACUUUGGCCAAUGGUUCAACACGUCAAAUGGUUUACCAAAUUCAUUCAAAACGUGGAAUAAGAAAUGAAAUGCCACUUUGGGUUGCUCGGGGAUGAACAGUUCUAAUGUGUCUUUAUAUUUAGGUUGGCAAAAUUGAGUAAAACAGACAACAUUGUGUCUAAAGUAACACAAUAUUAACUUCUUAAUGAACUGAGUAUCACAUUUGUACUUGUGUUAUAUCUGUUAUACCUUGUGUUAUAUGUCUCAUUGACUGCCAAGUAAAUUACACUGUCAAGGUCCAGAAAAUUAUGAAAGACAUUGUCAGAAUAGUCCAUCUGCCAUCAGUGGUUCAACCUGAACAUUAUGAAGCGUUGAGAAUACUUUUUGUACCGAAUAACAAAUUGAUUCACCAAUUCCUCUCCUCCAUGUCUCUCCACAUCACCGUAGCUCCAUUUUUGAGAAUAUCCGCUGGACGCAAGCAACGUAAGCACUUCUGUAUUCAUCUGUUUCUCUGUUCCACUGUUUCUCCAUCGGAUUGUUUUUCCAUCAGGGCUCCUAUGUCUAUUUUGUUUAGUCUUUUUAUACUGUGUACUUUUGGUUAAAAAUAAAUGUAGUGCAGUUGAAUACUUAAAAGUUUUAUUUUACUCAA